GAUGGGCGGGUAUUCAAUCAACUAGCCAUUUUAUCGCAGUCCCGGCAACGGUAUCCGUUAGAGAGUGUGUACUACUACUUUCGAGCGCUUUGCGCUACCGUACCCUUUGGGAAUGCAGGUGCCAACUUGAGCUCCUUCCUAGUGCGCGUGAAACAGCCGGGCAACCCACCCACCCAGUUUGAUCCAGAAAAUACCAACACCUAUUACGGGACAGAAAGCGGUAUCGGCCAGACUAAUACAAAUGCCACAGAUACCGGUGCACCAGCUCCGGGUCUCGGCAAUACUGGAGCCCGGGGGGGGGACGGGGACGAAAAUUUGGGGCUCCAGGGGGGUCUACUUAGUGCAGAGGGCCUGGAUAUGCUGUCUGGUAAUAUGUCCCCGGGUGAGGAGCAGAGCAAACUAGCGGCGCAAAUGAGGUUCUAUGAGAAUAAUGUGCUGAUGACAGCGUUUGUAACGUGGCACAGGAGCCUGCGAGGUCUGACCAACGAUCUCGAAGAAACUCAAGCGGUAGUCGAACGCGUGCUGACGCCACGAGCGUUCUGUUUGCUGGCCAAUAGUGACUCGUUUAAAGACGGGCGCGGGGGAAGUGCGGUACAAGAUGUGGAGGACCACGUUGUGACGCGUAUAAUGCUGAUCAGUAUCUCCGCCGCACACACGAAGAACACGCCCGCGGCGGUACAGAGCUGCAUAUGGACGGCCAGGCAGAUCAUGGAGGCGACCCUGCUGGUGGAUAGUAAGUACAGCUGUGUAUGGGUACAAUUGGGUGUAUUGAUAUAUGCCUAG
This is a messenger RNA of Sphaeroforma arctica JP610, 783 nucleotides long. RefSeq lists its product as hypothetical. The annotation marks the transcript as partial. Gene Ontology annotation, molecular function: protein binding. NCBI's taxonomy places the organism in Eukaryota, Ichthyosporea, Ichthyophonida. The transcript is spliced from 2 exons. The record is from RefSeq and is a predicted model, not a curated record.